Fusarium keratoplasticum is the source of this 1392-nucleotide messenger RNA. Its product is annotated as TPR-like protein. Bases 1 to 1392 code for a protein of 463 amino acids. Lineage: Eukaryota; Fungi; Ascomycota; Sordariomycetes; Hypocreales; Nectriaceae. Gene Ontology annotation, molecular function: protein binding. The transcript has 4 exons. The record is from RefSeq and is a predicted model, not a curated record.
AUGGAUCCUUUGACCACUACUCCGGCCUUCUUCAGGGAGCUCAAUCCCAUCCAACAGCAAGCUUACGAGUCCCAUGGCGUUCACCCAGCGCUCGACGGCUCGGCUUCACAGUGGCAAGCACCAUAUGGACGAUUUAUGACGGAGCAAAACAACGUCUUGCAUCCACUCAAUCUGCCUCAAGAAUAUCUCAUCCACGCGCCCCAGAAUGCAGGUUCUUUUGGCGAUAUUGGUGAUACCCAAACCAUGCCCGCAACUCCCAUGGGCCCACCCCCCAAGCGUCGAAAGAAAAAGGCCCCGACCCUGCGCGCCAAGGAUUGGGAGCCAUACAAAGCUCGAGUCCUCGAGCUUCAUGUUACGCAGAAGCUAUCACUGGAGAAGAUUAAGAAGAAGAUUGAGGACGAGUUUGGUUUUACUGCUGAGAUACGUCAGUAUCGAACACGCAUAAGCCAAUGGGGGAAGGACAAGAACAUCAAGCCAGUGGAGAUGGCGGCAAUCGUCAGAAAACGACAACAAAGGAAGCUCGCUGAUAGCAACAAAGGGGAGCUAAUCUUCACGGUCAGAGGCAGUACGGUGGAACCACAUAAGAUCGACCGAUGGAUGGACAGACAUGAGGUCUCUCAAGAUCUUUUGUAUGCUCCUAGUCCCGCGGCAUCCACCCCAUCCGCUGUGUCCUGUCGAACUAUUUCCGAACGCGGUUCCCUGGCACCCAAUCCCGCAUACUCAGCACAAAGUCCGAACUUCUCACCGGAUGGCAUUAUGUCAAUCGCCCAGAGUCCUGCGGUUUCUUCUCCUGCCCUCUCCGUAUGGAGCAUAGCUCAGCCUCAGAGUGGUACUUUUGUUGGACAAAGCCCGGCCCCUAUCUAUCGACCUCUUCCAAGCCUCCUUUCGGGCUCUCCCCCUACUCCACGCGCCUUUCAAGACCAACUGGAUACUGCAGCAGAUUCUCUGCAAUAUCGGUAUAAACAAACGGACGAAGAGCGUCUGCGAGAAGAACUGUCUAGGGCGGAGACUAUGUUCGGGACCAACCACCCUAAGGCCCUGGACAUACUGUCUAAAUUAGGCAAUGUGCUGAUGGUCCAAGGAAGAUACAAAUCCGCGGAGGAAAUGGUUCGCAGAUUGGUAGAAGGUCGCCGAAGUGCGAGCGGAAACAAUGGCAUUGAGACGCUUGAUGCCUUGGAACUCCUUGGACAAGUUUUGAGCCGCCAAGGAUUCUAUGCUCAGGCUGAGAAGCUGCACCGACGGACAUUCGAGACUAGGAAGGUCAUGUUAGGGGACGAGCAUCUAGACACGCUGACCAGCAUGGCCAGCCUGGCGUCGACAUACUGGGGUCAAGGGCGAUGGAAAGAGGCGGAAGAGCUACAGGAUAUCCUGCACAUCUGGCCUAGUAGCUAG